UGAUGUACUGGGACAUUGAAGAAAUGGCGCAGGGCGGAGCUUCAGCUUGUAGUACGUGUGCCUCUUCACAGUGAGAGAGUUAGCUCUACAGCACAGAAGAAGUCGAAAUUAUGGUGUUACUCGAGAAUGAUUCGUUUCUCACAGAGCUCACUCGGCUCUUCCAGAAGUGUCGAACAUCAGGAAGUGUUGCCAUCACACUAAAGAAGUAUGAUGGUAGAACUAAACCAGUUCCCAAAAAAGGGCAUCCGGAGUCAUUUGAACCUGCUGAUAACAAGUGUCUCAUCAGAGCAUCUGAUGGCAAGAAGAAAAUUAGCACAGUGGUCAGCACCAAAGAAGUAAUCAAGUUUCAGAUGGCAUACUCCAAUCUUCUAAGAGCUCACAUAGACGGUCUUAAGAAGAAAGAUAAGAAAAGCAAGAGCAAGAAAACCAAAGCCACACAAUGAGCGAUGGACUUUUAAUGGAAACGGUGGCUAGCUGAGCUGUCCAUUACAGGUUGAGGGGACGGUAAGGGGGAGCUCCUUGUGAUGAUGUGAUCUCCAACUCCACUCAGCUCUCCUCCUGCUCACCUCAAACCUCAGAAUCAGAAUCCUGGUGACUAUGUACACAAGAUGCCAUUGUUUACAUGGUGAUGCUUUAUCGCCUGGCUUUUCAGUGUCAUCUGGUGAUUAAGAACAAGACCUGAGGAUUUUCAUUUUCUUGUACAACAUGGAGCAUGUCACCAUUUUAUUGAAUCCUGCUUCCCCUGGGGCCAACCCCACAGAGUCCAAUUCUUGGCAGGUUUUGAUUUUUGCUUGUUGAUCCUUAUUUAUGUUGUGCAGGGUUGGCUUUUUAAUUUAGAAAAAAAAAAAAA
Poecilia latipinna (sailfin molly) is the source of this 850-nucleotide messenger RNA. It is a transcript of the gene srp14, whose product is annotated as signal recognition particle 14. Gene Ontology annotation, cellular component: signal recognition particle, endoplasmic reticulum targeting. Gene Ontology annotation, biological process: SRP-dependent cotranslational protein targeting to membrane. The coding region runs from base 111 to 443 and encodes 110 amino acids. The transcript is spliced from 5 exons. The record is from RefSeq and is a predicted model, not a curated record. NCBI's taxonomy places the organism in Eukaryota, Metazoa, Chordata, Actinopteri, Cyprinodontiformes, Poeciliidae. Gene Ontology annotation, molecular function: 7S RNA binding; endoplasmic reticulum signal sequence receptor activity.